Messenger RNA from Pungitius pungitius (ninespine stickleback), 2641 nucleotides. It is a transcript of the gene plcxd2, whose product is annotated as phosphatidylinositol-specific phospholipase C, X domain containing 2. Bases 272 to 1243 code for a protein of 323 amino acids. Gene Ontology annotation, molecular function: phosphoric diester hydrolase activity. NCBI's taxonomy places the organism in Eukaryota, Metazoa, Chordata, Actinopteri, Perciformes, Gasterosteidae. The record is from RefSeq and is a predicted model, not a curated record. Gene Ontology annotation, biological process: lipid metabolic process. The transcript has 8 exons.
UAAAGAGGAUUAUCACUUUCUGUCUCGUCAACGGACGCUGGACCAGUCGCCGGUUGGAGAAGAGCGCACCGCGACGCCUGGGACCGGCCGGGGAACGGGUCGACCUCGCUCCAGUGCAAAUCAGAGGACGUCUUGAAGCGGCCCUACGGGUUACCUCCAUUAAACCGAAACAUGGCAAAAUGAUCCACGCUACUUUUUACCUGUUGGGAGCGCAUGGGGAUCCGUCACCAGGAUUUCCCCGGAUAGCGGUUGUUGGCGCGCUGUUUCUGACAUGAAGACCCGACCUGCGGGAAUCGGCAAUGUCAACGCCGACUGGAUGGGUUCCCUCCCGUUUAAGCUCAGUGCCAUGCCCCUCAAACACCUUGCGGUUCCAGGGUCUCAUGAUUCGUUUACCUACUGGGUGGAUGUGCACGCUCCUGUGGGACCCGACCAGAAGUCGUAUGUGAAGUACCUCGCCACCAUGUUCAGCGUUUUGGCCAAGAAGGUCAUGGUGAAGUGGUCCAUGACCCAGAAUUUGACUUUUAAAGAGCAGCUAGAGGCAGGAAUUCGCUACUUUGAUCUUCGGGUGUCGUCCAAACCAGGCGAGCCUGGUAAUGAGAUCUACUUCAUCCACGGCCUGUUUGGCCACAAGGUGUGCGAUGGCUUGUUGGAAAUCAAUUCCUUCUUAAACCGACACAGGAAAGAGGUGGUGUUUCUUGACUUUAACCACUACUAUGCAAUGGAAGCACAGCAUCACGUGUACCUAAUUAACAUGCUCAAGGAAGUGUUUGGCAGCAAGCUCUGUAACAACUGUGAAGUGGAGAGCGUUACUCUGGACUACCUCUGGCAAAAGAAGUACCAGGUGAUUGUGUUCUACCAUCAUCCAUCAGCUCAGGCCAUUCCUGCCAUGUGGCCGGGAAACAAGAUCCCUGCUCCCUGGGCAAACACCACCCAACCCAACAAGCUCACACAGUUCCUGGAAACUACCCUGAGGGAAAGGGCCAAGCAGGGCUCCUUCCACGUGUCUCAGGCCAUCCUCACGCCCAAGGCUAACACCGUGGCCAAGGGCCUGGUCUGGGGGCUACGCAGCUGCCUCGUGGAAAAAAACUUACCAACCAUCAUGUCUUGGGUUGAGGCUCAGAGGCCGGGGGUGGAGGGAGUCAACAUCAUCACCUCGGACUUUGUGGAGCUCACAGACUUUGCCAACAUUGUCAUCAAACUCAACAACCUGCUGGUGUCCGAACAGGACCGCAAACCGAGAUGACCAAGGUUUGCACAACAGGACAAAUGCAUGUGGACCCCACGGGUGUGGUGGAAGUUGGACGAUAGAUACCUCCAUUAUUGUUGGAUAUAUAGAUGUUCUAUAAAGCUAGAAUUUCUAGGAAAUUAUUUUCAAUAAUACGUUGUUAUAUUUCUUUGAUAUGUUGUUUUUUUAUUUUUUUAUCAUCAGCCAGCAAAUAUGUGUUCCUUCAGCCAGCAAGGUAUCAAUUCCUCGCUCAAGAUUGUUCCAAGUUUCAGGAUACUUUGCACUACUAGUACAGUUACAUUACAGUUUGGGCUGCAGAUUACUUUCUCACACCCAACAUCGUCAAAUCGAAAAGUAGGAAAUGAAUCCUAACACAGCUUUAACUUCUUGAUUCCUUUCUCUACAUUUUCUCUCGGGGGAAUACUGGACAUACAGUAUACUACAUUGGUAACAUUUACACCACAAGUCCAUGCAGGAAGCAAACUUAGCUUAACUUAUUUAUAUAAUGUAUACACAGCUCAAAAGGCUUGUAGUAUUUUUCCGCAGAAAAGGUAUGUAGGGGAAUUUCAAAAGAAAAGGACUAGGGUAAAUAUAUUGUACUGUAAAGUAUACUGUGCUGUAAAUACUGUAGUCUUAGUAAGGCUCAAUAAGAUAUACCUUGUAUAUUGCAUGUAGAAAUAGCAAGGGGAAAAAAUGGCCAAUGUCGUGUAGUCUAAAUUGACUUAUUGACUUGUUGAUUGUGCUGUUUGUGUGCGUGUGUGUGUGCUCUGUGGGCUCUGUGAUUAUGCGUGACCAGGCUAGCACUGCAGUGACAGUCGCCCUACAUUCCUGUGGUCAGAGUAGAGAAGGAGACGAGGAGAGACGGACUGCAGAAGUCAUUUACAAAGCCAAGGCAGUUAGACGCCAGAGAGGAAAGUAAGAGAAAGUUCAAACUGAAAAAAAUGGAGGAUGCGGACAGAGGUAUCGCGACAGCCCCCCUGCCCCCCCCCCUUCAGUAGCAGCAGCAUCAUCUAAAAGGGAAGUCAAAUAUUUUCUUUUCAUAUCAAGUCCUGCCUGUCUUUUUUCCACUCCCUCACUUGUGUGAAAUAUCCUGUUCUGUCCACGCCACAUUGUUGACAUGCUUAGUGGUCACCAAGUCUCUCUCUCUCUCUCUCUCUCUCUCUCUCUCUCUCUCUCACUCACACACACACACACACACACACACACACAAGCACUUUAAUUGUGGUGUAAUUACACAUACCAUGGCAGGCAAGUGGGAGAGCAGAGAGCAGAAGCUUUGACUGAUGGAGAGCAUUCCUUGGUUGUUUGAAUUGGUCCUCUCUCUUUCUCUCUCCUUCUCUCACCCCUCUAUAUACCUGCUGGCUUCCCAGGACUCCAAGGAGAAAUCCACAACUCGGCCAUUGACUCCCAAUAAAA